Pleuronectes platessa (European plaice) is the source of this 4866-nucleotide messenger RNA. It is a transcript of the gene lrch1, whose product is annotated as leucine-rich repeats and calponin homology (CH) domain containing 1. Bases 122 to 2056 code for a protein of 644 amino acids. NCBI's taxonomy places the organism in Eukaryota, Metazoa, Chordata, Actinopteri, Pleuronectiformes, Pleuronectidae. Gene Ontology annotation, molecular function: protein binding. The record is from RefSeq and is a predicted model, not a curated record. The transcript has 18 exons.
CGGUGGCGGCAGACAGAGGAAGCAGCAGACCGCUCGGCUCGGCUCGGCUCGGUGUGAACGGAACUGUGAACGUUAGCUCCGGUGCCCUCACGGAAUUAACCCGGUGGCGAGGGGGAGCAUCAUGGCGACGCUGGGACCGGACUCCGCGGCUCGUCCUCCGCUCGGUUCUCCUCCGUCGACCCAGAACGUGCCUCCGAACCGCGGCUUGGAAAGAUCCCUGGAGGAGGCGGCGGCCAGCGGCGUCCUCAACAUCUGCUCCCGGAAACUGAAGGAGUUCCCCCGGACCGCGACUCAGCACGACCUGAGCGACACGGUGGAGGCAGACUUGUCAAAGAACCGACUGACAGACGUCCCCUCAGAGGUCUGUCACCUGGUGGCCCUGGAAACACUCAACCUGUAUCACAACUGCAUCAGGACCAUCCCAGACGGCAUCAUCACCCUGCAGUCCCUCACCUCCUUAAACCUCAGUCGUAAUCAGCUGGGCUCCCUGCCGGCCUGUCUCUGUGGUUUACCUCUGAGGGUCCUGAACGCCAGCAACAACAAGCUGGUCAGUCUGCCAGAGACCAUCAGACAACUGCACAACCUCAUGGAGCUGGACAUCAGCUGUAAUGAGAUCACGGCUCUUCCUCGUCACAUCGGCCGACUCAAAGCUUUACGAGAACUCAACGUUCGUCGGAACCUCCUCUGCGUCCUGCCAGAGGACCUGGCUGAUCUUCCUCUGGUGAAGUUUGACUUCUCCUGUAACAAGGUCUCCACCAUCCCAGUGUGUUUCAGGAAGAUGAAGCAGCUUCAGUCGCUCCAGUUAGAAAACAACCCGCUGCAGAGUCCACCCGCACAGAUCUGUUUGAAGGGGAAAGUUCACAUAUUCAAGUACCUGAGCAUGGAGGCGUGUCGCAGUGAGAAGAUGCCCGACGCGCUCUACCUGCCCGCCAUCGAGCGACUCAGCCUAUCACGGCCCAGCACCGGCAGUGUGGAGGACAUGGAGCAGCAGAAGAAGCAGGACAGCGACUCAGGAGUCGGCAGCGACAACGGAGACAAGAGACUGUCUGCUACCGAGCCGUCGGACGAGGACAGUCUGAGUCUCAAUGUGCCGAUGAGCCACAUCACAGAGGAGGAGGGGAUCAGUAGAGACGACUCCAGUGAGCACAUCAGCUGCUUGACAGCAGAUCCACACUCGGACUCGGUGCGUCUGAUCGAGGAGAGUCCCACCGAGGCCCUGAAGGACCCGUUCGGCUACAGAGACUCGGCUCUAAGCACUCGCUUCGUCAACUACAUCAAGGGUCGGUCGGCAGCGGACUUCGACGAGCCCCUCAGGAUAGAAGAAGACUCACCGUGGCAAACAAGACAAACGUCCAAGGUCCCCGGGGGCACGGAGCUCCACAUCGACAUGAUCAACCAGCUGCAGGAGGCGGUGGAGCUGCUGCAGGAUCCCAGCAGAGCGACCACGGAGCAGGACCAUGUGUCUGGAGUCCGGCUCUACCCGGUGGAGCUGGUCACAGUGGACGAGUCCCUCAAUGGUCAGGACAGCGAUGACGGCUCCACCACACCAAAGCGACCUGCAGCCGGUGGACACCCGUCCUCCUGCAGUCCCCCGUUUGGACUGAAGCCCCGGUCAGUGUUCCUGCGGAGCCACAAGAGUCUGGAGUCUGUGGAUCCUCAGUUCACCAUCAGGAGGAAGAUGGAGCAGCUGAGAGAAGAGCUGGAGCUCAUGGAGCAGCUCAGAGACAGCAUCGAGAGCAGACUGAAGGUCGUCCUCCCUGAAGACCUCGGCUCGUCCCUGAUGGACGGCGUGGUGCUCUGUCAUCUGGCCAAUCACAUUCGUCCUCGCUCAGUCGCCAGCAUCCACGUCCCCUCGCCUGCAGUGCCCAAACUCAGCAUGGCCAAGUGUCGGAGGAAUGUGGAGAACUUCCUGGACGCCUGCAGGAAGAUCGGUGUCUCUCAGGACCACCUGUGUCUCCCUCACCACAUCCUGGAGGAGAAGGGUCUGAUGAAGGUGAGCGUCAUGGUGCACGCUCUGUUGGACCGGGCCUCCCCCAAACACGCCUUCCUGACGUGAGCCAGCAGAGAGGGGCGGAGCUUCCACCGACCAACACGCUCAACAGACGCACGCCGGUAUCGACCCGCCGACGCUCUGGCGCCACCUCGAGGCCGCUCUGCCUCCUCCCAGUAACAGAGUGUUUUAUUAUAUUCAAGGAUGCAAAAUGGUUUUAAACGAACUAAACUGAUUUAUUUACUAAUUCACACGAGGGAACUUCUGGGUGAAUCAGAAUCUAACAAGCAGAUUGAUGGAAGAGCCCGUGUCUGAUUGGACGAUGUAAACCAAUCACUUCUUCAGGUAAACACGAGAAACACAAACAGCUGAAGGUUAAAAAUACAACAACGAUCAAGGACUGUUUAUGAAGAUGGAAGAUUCCUCUUCCUCCCACUGAACAGACAUGAAGCCAAAUUAUUUCAGAUGUGGAGACUGACGUCAUUUAAAGUUUUGCCAAAGUCUCUAAAUAUCAGGAAAUUAAUUAUAACCAAACUUAUCACAAACAUGAAAUAUUUAUUUAUGUUGUAUUUAGAUUUAUUCAGUUUGAUCCAGGUCCUAUGUUCUAACAUGGAGGAGGCGGGUUUAUACCACCGCCGCCCAGCAGGCGGAGAUCCAGAUGUUUGGCUUCAUGUCGUCCAUCUUGUUUUCCAGUCUACACCAGGACCAGUAUCAGGGCCACUGGGGAAACUUCUCAAUAAUAAAUUCUAAAUUAUUUUGAGGGGAAAAGUUAAAUUUCGAUAAAACUCUGAAAAGACCGAUCAUAUUUCAUUUUCUUAGUAUAAUGCCAUAAUAUCUUUUAUAUUUCUUUUCAUUGGGUUUUCAUGAUAUGAUGUAUUGUUCUUUCAAAUUGUCUCAAUGCGUUCCAAUUAUUCACAACGUGGCCCUAGUACUCUGCGAUAAUUACUUUUAAAUGUGGCAUUAAAUCUAAACGAGCACUUUGUCUUUUUUAACAUUUAGUCUGAAACAAACUUUCUUCUUUCACCCGAUCGUGUCCUGAGGAGAAUUAAACCAAACCAGUUUGAACAUAGAGGCAGAACAAUUUUAGCCACAAUUCUAUUUAAAGAAAAACAUAUUUAUGAUGUAAAGAGAAGCUGAUGAGUUGUUGUAAACAUCCCAAAAAUAUUUUUCUCUAAUGUAUUUUAGGUAAAAGUCUUUGUUUUAUAAAAGUGUCUCUGCAGCCGAGUCUCCACUUCGUGUUUCUGAUCUUUGUCUUGAAUCUAAAGUUCGUUCACUGAGAGAAACGUUCAUCAAAUAUCAAACAGCAGCUUCUCAUCCAACAACUUUCAUUUGCUUCUCGUGUCUCGAUAGUCAUGUCCUGACCAUCGAGCGUCGAGUCUGAACAUCGUGAAGAAGCCGCUCAGUAAAUCUGAUGAAACACUUUUUUCCUCCAACGCGAUCGGAGCAGAAAUAAAACGUAACAUUUACACUGGAGCCGGAGACGUCGCCAUUGUUCCUCCGUUCCUCUUCCUGUCGCCAACAUUACCCAGAGUUCAGUGAUGUGAUGAAUCGGCCUCCGGGGGCAGCAGCCGACAUGUAGCUGCCUCCGGUGUCGACCGACUCUGGAGUCGUGAGUUCAGAUAAACUCUCGCUCGGCCAGAUUCAAAGUUAAAGAGAAAACCUCCUGCUUGUCUACACGUGUCCACUAGGUGGCAGAAUUCAUCGUACGUUUCACAGUUGCCAAAACAUUUUUUCUCUCUUGUGAUAGUUUUUUUAUUUAAAUGUACAUAUUGUUUAUCACAAGUAUUUCCUGUUGUUGAAUUAAUAUUCAGUAUUUCCUCAUGUUCUGUAUAUUUCAAAUCCAAAAAGAAUUUCAACACUAUCGCAGCUCGGAGAAACACAGGCACACCGCGUCGUAAACAUGGUUCAUAUAUCCGAUAAUAAAUUAGCAUCUGGUAAAAGUAUUAUGUUUUUUCUUUUGACUAAAAUCUGUAGUUCAUUUUUAUUAAAUCUUGAACUCCUGCGGAAGUCAAAGUCAAAACCAUCGACUGAAAGCAGACGUCGACACGUCUCCACUGACACACCAGUGUCUCCUGGAAAAACCAGUGAGAUAAGAACGGCCUAAAACCACAGAAACCAUCUCUGACGUCUCGAUUCUUUUGUGUUUGGUCCGUGUCCCAUCUGCGAACAUGGAGGAGGAGGGUCAUGACGUGUCCUGCAGCCAGGGGGCGACAGGGUGGAGUUUCAUGUCGUCCAUCUUCUUUAGUCUGUGGUUAAAUAUCAGGAUCAUCGUGGUGAGACGAGCUGAAAGUGAAAUAACGACGUCACUUAGAUUUUCUGUAAAUCUGUUUCCACGUCUACGUUUUCUACGUUUCUCAGAUUUCACUGACGUAUCCUCGGAGUUUUGGGGAAAAGCAAUAGAAUCAACUGCUUCCUCCCACAGAAUCUGCACUUUAAACUUUUAACUUCUCUAUUUAUAUCUUUGUUUUGGCAACUGAGAAAAUCUUCACUCAUCUAAAAUCUGAAGCGAAGGAUCAAACUUUUACGAAUGUGACGCUGAUGUAAAUUGUGUAAAUGUGGUGUGAAAAUCCUGCUGAACACAAAGCAGAGUUGUUUCCUGUUUUUUGUAAAUACAGUUGUAAACUGUCCAGAAACGACCUGCGCUCACAUUUUUCUACUUUUCUGACCAGGAGGGAAUUUAUUUUUGGGGUUUGUUGAGAUUUUGAUGUAACGCACCCUUUUGUAACUCUCUGUGAGCCUUUUGUGUAAUUUGUUGUACAGCAACUGAUUUAAAUGCAUGAAAUGUCCCUUUAAUGUCGCCUUAACUGCUGUGAAUACUGUAAAUACUGUAAGUGUUUCUCAUCACUUCAUCAGUAAAGACCUCAUCUGUCAAACGA